This is a messenger RNA of Suillus paluster, 2827 nucleotides long. Its product is annotated as ribosome biogenesis protein. The coding region runs from base 27 to 2738 and encodes 903 amino acids. Gene Ontology annotation, cellular component: nucleus. The record is from RefSeq and is a predicted model, not a curated record. The transcript has 9 exons. Lineage: Eukaryota; Fungi; Basidiomycota; Agaricomycetes; Boletales; Suillaceae.
GUGCGUUCGACUUUGAAGGUAAAAUAAUGCCAGCACCAGCUCGCGCCGAUGCCUCCAAAGUCGCGAAAAAUCAGGUCGAGGCAUCUCCUCUAUGGUAUCAAAAUAUACCCAAGCUGCCUGGGUCAUCUACCGCUCUCCCGCCCGUCACGUCUGCUAAACUGUCCUCCCUGAUGGAGCGCGGCGCAUCUCUCCAUGCGACGGCCGUUGAGACAUACCAGUCCAAGUCAUCAUCAACAGUCACAUCAUCCAGCUCAGAUUAUGCAUUCUUGCAGAAAAUAUUACACUCAGGCACGCUGUCAGACAGGCUCAGUGCUCUUACGCUCCUCGUGCAAAGCAGCCCACUACACAACACAAAAGCAUUGGAAACUCUGAAGGCGAUGGCCGAGCGGGGGAAAGGCAAAGGAGGCCGGGAAGAAAGUCUGAAGGCUUUGCGAUGUAUACUCGAUUGGUGGGUUGGAGGCGGCGCGCCGAACCGGAAGUUGAAGUAUCUACGUGAUCAGCCUCUAUCACACCAGAGUGUCAAGGAUGAUCAUAUUCUCAUUUGGUACUUCGAGGAUUGGCUGAAGAAGUAUUUUUUCUCCAUCCUCCAAAUAUUAGAGGUCCUUUCAAUGGACCCAUUGGCAUAUGUGCGCACACAAGCACUAUCCUUAACGUACACGCUCCUUCGCGAAAAACCUGAACAGGAGCACAAUCUACUUAGGCUGCUUGUCAACAAACUAGGCGAUUCAGAAAAAUCUAUAUGUUCUCGCGCUUCAUAUCAUCUCCUUCAACUCCUACAAGCUCAUCCGUCUAUGAAAGGUGUCGUCGUACGCGAGAUGACGUCCCUCAUCCUUCGACCGAGCAUUAACACACCCGCCACUGCCCCAACUACCAAUACGCACAUCCGCUUCACCGAUGAGACGACCACUUCCAAGCCGAAACCAAAACCUAAACCUAAACUGAAGCCCGAUGGAGCUACAAAGAAAACGAGCAACGACCAUGCACGCUACUAUGCGACGAUAACGCUUAACCAGAUUGUGUUCGUUCCGGGGGACAAAGAUGUCGCUGUACAGGUCAUCGAUGUAUAUUUUCAGAUGUUCAAGGAUUUAUUAGGGGAGAGUCGAUCUUUUGACAAAAAAGAGAAUGCCGAAGAUCAGGACGGAGAACCUGUAGGGAAGAAGAAAAAGCGGAAGACAAGCAAAGAAGUCGUUGGCGAUGGUGGUUUUGCGGAAGUUGAAGAUGCGUCUUCAAAAUCGAUUUCCGCCAUAUUGACAGGUGUGAAUCGUGCGUUGCCCUACGCAAAACUGGGGCCAUCGGAUGUCAGCUUGAACAAGCACAUAGACACGCUAUUCCUUAUCACGCAUACCUCAACCUUUAACACCUCUUUGCAAGCCCUACUACUCAUUCAGCAGAUAUCAUUAUCGCUUUCCCAGUCAUCCGAGUCGUCAUCGUCUGCACUCUCGAAGAGCAUUGUGGAUCGCUACUACCGAACAUUAUACCAGUCUUUACACGAUGGUCGCCUUGCCUCGUCCUCAAAACAGACUAUGUACUUGAACCUACUCUUCAAGUCUCUCAAGGUCGAUAACAACUCCGAUCGCGUGAAGAGCUUCGUCCGCCGGUUCGUACAAGUACUUGCCAGUGGUAGCGCUGGCGGGACAGAGUUCAUUGUAGGAGGAUUAUAUCUCCUAGGAGAAUUGUUUAGUACGGUUCCAGGCUUGCGAGACCUAUCUAAGGGAUCCCGUUCCACUUCUGAAGAGCAAUACGACCCACGAAAGCGAGACCCGCAGUUCGCUCACCCAUCAGCUUCUCCCUUGUUCGAAUUGAUCCCCCUCAUACACCACUAUCAUCCGGCUAUCUCCUUGCAUGCACAACAACUCCUCUCCGGUCAACCUAUCACAUCAAGCCCAGAUCUAUCCUUAAAUACACUUUCUCAUUUCCUCGAUCGAUUCGUCUACAAAAAUCCCAAAAAACCAAAACCAAAAGGCUCCAGCGCCAUGCAGCCAUCAGCCAGCACGAACGACGGGAUUGGCGUGAAGUUAUUAAAAGGCGAAUCUUCUGGGGGUGCUUUACCGAAUGACGAGAAAUUCUUGCAUAGGCGGUUACAGGAUAUACCUGUUGACGAGGUCUUCUUCCAUAAAUACUUUUCGAGGAAACGCGAAACAGAUAAGAGCAAAACCGCCAAUACCGGCAAAGGGGAUAGUGAGGCAGAGGAAUCGGAUGAUGCUUCUGAACUAGAUGCUUCAGCAAGCGAGGCAGAGGAAGCACAGGACACAGACGUAGAUGAUGCCGAACGCGAUGAUGAUGUCGAGGAAGACAGUGACGCUGAAGAGGCAAAUAUAUGGAAGGCGAUGAAAGCAAGCAUGCCUGACAUGGCAGGGAAUGAAGACCUCAUGGCGGAUAGCGACAGCGUUGCUUCAGGCCUUGAUGAUUCCGAUGGGGAGAUUGACGUUGAUGAGGAGAUUGACGUCGAUGAUGAAGAUGGAGAUGGUUCCGGCGAUGAUUUCUCCAUGGUCGAGGCUUCUGACAACGAGGAUCUCAUCAGCUUAGAUGAGGUUCCUCAGGGUCUCAUUGAGUAUGACGCUGAUGAAGAUGGCGGCGACGGCGAAGAACAAUGGAACGGCUUCGGUGAUACGAAGAAACGGAAACAGGAGAACGAUUCCAAACGUGAAAAACGGAAAAAACUGAGAAGCUUGCCAACAUUUGCAAGUUACGAAGACUAUGCAAAGAUGAUCGAAGACGGUCCCGAGGACGACAUAUAACAUUAGUGGGAUAUGUAUCUUACAUUAUCAAGCAAUGCGUUUUAUUUCCCGGUCCUAUUUACGUGCUGACCGCCGCAGCGCCCAUCUCU